Molecule: messenger RNA, 2221 nt
Organism: Hypanus sabinus (Atlantic stingray)
Lineage: Eukaryota; Metazoa; Chordata; Chondrichthyes; Myliobatiformes; Dasyatidae
Gene: gtpbp3
Product: GTP binding protein 3, mitochondrial
Exons: 2
Coding region: 1-1611 (536 amino acids)
Biological process (GO): tRNA methylation; tRNA wobble uridine modification
Cellular component (GO): mitochondrion; cytoplasm
Molecular function (GO): GTPase activity; protein binding; GTP binding
Source: RefSeq, a predicted model, not a curated record
AUGGUUCAAUUCAGUUGUGCUGUUUCUCAUGGUGAAUUAUCCAUUUGUCACCUAGAUUUGCUCCUGAAAAUUGUUCAGUUGAUUGAGAUUCACGAGAGUAAUAGACUUUUAAUUUUUUUCAAACAGCGUACUCUCCAUGCCAGUUUUCUGAAGACACAAUGCUCAGACUCCCAUGAGAGAAGGACCAUUUUUGCACUGAGCUCAGGUCAUGGCAAGUGUGGGGUAGCUGUUAUCCGAGUGAGUGGCCCUGCUAGUCGGGAUGCACUCAGCUCUCUGACUGGCCAGAGACCUCUACCCCCAGCCAGGGCUGCGGUCAUCAGGCCAUUGCUGGACCCCAGGUCAGGGGAGCGUCUGGAUGUGGCCCUGGUAUUGUGGUUUCCAGAACCGCGCAGUUUUACUGGAGAGGAUUGCUGUGAGUUUCACGUCCAUGGUGGAUCAGCAGUAGUCAGUGGAGUUCUUCAAUCUCUGGGAAGUUUACCUGGGCUGCACCCAGCUGAAGCAGGGGAAUUCACUAAACGUGCUUUUCAGAAUGGGAAACUGGACUUGACAGAGGUGGAGGGUUUAGGAGAUCUCAUUCAUGCAGAGACAGAAGCCCAAAGAAGGCAGGCAUUGAGGCAGAUGGCUGGUGACCUGGGACAGCUCUUUCAUGCAUGGAGUGAGAGGCUAACUCAAUGCCUGGCUCAUUCAGAAGCUUACAUUGAUUUCAGCGAAGAUGACAACAUUGAGGAUGGAGUACUGGAUACCGUUGACAGUGAAGUGCGAGCAUUGCAGAGAGAAAUGGACAGUCACCUGUGUGACAGUCGCCGAGGCGAGAGACUGAGGGAGGGAGUUCAUGUUGUGAUUGUCGGGGUGACAAAUGCUGGGAAAAGUAGCCUUUUGAAUGCAGUCUGUCAGAAGCCAACUGCCAUAGUCUCACCUGUAGCCGGAACAACACGAGAUGUCGUGGAGACAGCCCUUAACAUUGGGGGGUACCCUGUACUUUUGAGUGACACAGCAGGACUCCGUGAGACAUCUGACACUGUGGAGCAAGAGGGCAUGAGGCGAGCGCGGCAGAGGCUAAAGCAGGCAGAUGUUGUGGUUGUGGUAGUGGAUACCACAGAGCUCCCAACAAACAUGACUGAUGCUGUCCAUUUUCUCCAAGAUUAUCUGAACAAAGUAGUUUUGCAUAAAUCUAAUGAGGAGUUGGAUAUAUCCAGCCCAAGACUGGAAGACUGGAUUGUAGUUUGUAAUAAAAUAGAUCUGGUUCAGGUGGAAGAUUUCAAACAGCUGCCCAAAAUCCAUAAAGAACAUGGACUGCCUCAGGUGUGCAUGCUGUCAUGUAAAACCGGCUGUGGUUUUGAUGACUUUCUACAUCUCCUUAGGGAAAGAGUUGAAAAGAUGUGUGGGAACCCCUUGGUUGGAAAUCCUAGUCUGACACAAGCCCGUCAUCGACUGCACCUCCAGAACUGUACCCAAUAUCUAAAGCAGUAUCACCAGAAUCGAGAUUUGGACAUUGUCCUGGCCACAGAGUAUCUGAGAAUGGCACUGAGACAACUGGGAAAGAUCACUGGAAAAAUUGGAGUUGAAGAAAUCCUAGAAAUUGUGUUCAGGGAUUUUUGUAUUGGUAAAUAAAGCAUCCAAAAGUGAGAGUUUAUUUUUAACUCUUCUUAUCAUUGGGACCUUAGAUCAGGUGUUUUCUAGAUCUUUAGUUCAUGUAGGAUUGUAGGAUUCAAGUGAUUGUUGGAUUUCCUUAAACUCCUAUCAACUCACUUAUUUUGUUGCGCUGUGGGGCCAUAAGCCACAUGUUAUGCAAGUAAAAUUGUUAGAAAAGUUUUUAUUACUGAUGAUCUGGACCAUUAAUUUAUUUAAUGUUGAAAGAUUUUGCUUGUGAGUAACUACCUAUUUUAAUCAAUGAACAGCAGAGAAACAGAGCAAGUGUAGAUAGCAAACAGAGAAGCCACUCUUUGCUGCUAGUAGUGGAAGAGGUUAAUGGUGGCUUGGAUGCAAAUCGAAUGUUGUUUCUGUGGCUGCAAUCGUGCAAGCAGGUUGAAUUGCCCACAUAGGCAGAGAAUAUCAGAAAAUAAUGUGAAUGGUCAAAAAUGGUGUGAUACAAAAAUAAUUAAUAUUACAAUCCAGUAGUUAAUCAAAAAUGACUAAAUGAUAGCGAUCAUAAUUGCAAUGGUUUCUUAAAUUAUAGGCAAAGUAUGAUGGAAAUGAGUGUUACUUUAUUGGGUUUGUAAUU